This is a messenger RNA of Iphiclides podalirius (scarce swallowtail), 1389 nucleotides long. NCBI's taxonomy places the organism in Eukaryota, Metazoa, Arthropoda, Insecta, Lepidoptera, Papilionidae. The record is from the annotation of a GenBank genome assembly.
AUGCGUUGUCAGUCAUUAAAAACCGGCCAAGUGCUGAUCGGACUCGCGCACGAAGGGUUGCACGAAGGGGCACCUUAUGCUCCGGCUUAUGGUCACCCAUCUCACCCGGGCUCCGUGGUAGUUGUGAAGCCUCAUGCCGAACACCAACCAAUACUCGACUAUAACACUCAGGAUUGGGAACUCUCUGGACCUGGACUUGGCAGCGAGUAUAUAGGAUCAGAUAUACACCGCAACGCCAUAGCGAACUUCAAGCCUCAUGCAAACGACAUCAACGACAUCAACGCUUGGGGAUUGGGGCUUCCACCAGGUCAAUCGUUGAACGUCGGUGAAUAUGCAAGCAGCAACAAUGCCGUGCCGAACGUGGUGCCACCACCAAAUAGUGGCCACAAGUUUCAAGCGGGCAGUCCAUUAAGGCCUGUCGGACCUCCAAAUCCCUACUACAGAAACAAAAAGGCGACAGCGAGAGACCCUGAGAAGGAAGCACUUAUACGCGCGGCGUCUCUCGCUGCCCAGGCGCCCGCUUCGCCGGUGAGGGACGAGAUAAUUCGGGUGUCGCAGGCCAAGCUGGUUGAGACGAACCGAGUCAAAGCCGAGACGGAGCUUGUGAGGCAACAGCAGGAGAUACUCGCCUCACAAGACCCUGACACUAUUGCCGCGGAGAGAUUCUACGGCGCUCUAUUGGAGAAAAUCGAUACAAUUCUGAGCCCAAUGGGUGCGUCGGACGUCGGGUGCCGGGAGAGGGCGGUGUGCGCAAUGUACAAGGACCCCUUUAAGCAUUCGCCAUACAGCAAUCUAGUCUCUAAUGAACUCAGCAAGGAGUCCAGUGAACUAGUACCACCUGCAGACAGCAAGAUGGCGCUGAGAUACUACAGAUACGUGCAAGCGGCCAGAGAUGGGCAAGAAGAAAAGGACUGCGUCACCCUCUACCCGCAUUGCAACAUAGACUAUAAUAAAAAGAAACAUACUCGAAACAAUGAAAACCCAUUUGAUUGGUGCACUCUUAAUCAACUGGACAUUGAUAUCAGUGGUUUCGGCACAGAGCUCUGUUCAUCGCAGAAUAAAAAGGGGUCACAUGGGGAAUGCUUUCAAGGCCUUGUUGAAUAUAUACAAAACAAACCCUCUGAAACACUCCAAAGUCUACCAAAAGUUUUCCAAUCAAAUGCUUUCGUCCAGAUCGGACAAGGCGAUAAGGUCGCUCAAGGGAAAGUCAAAAUCCUUGUCAAUAAUGCAGACGGUAAAAUCAUCUCCGAUACAUCAGUGGACAGUGUUAAUCCAAUUCAUAAUGCGAAAAAACAGGAAGAAAUAAAAUCAGAAUUAGAUCCAGCAGUUGUUAAAAUGACUACAGACUCAAAUGCCCCUGAAUGCAACGAUGACGUUUUGGUGUUGAGA